AUGAAGACCGAAAUCGAAAAGCCUUUCACAGAAACUAACGGGUUUCAAAGCACGAUUCACAAUGCAUCCCACAAGAUCGCCAUCGUGCGGGGAACAGUGGACGCCGGCCCGGCUGUCCUCCAUCUUCUAGAUACCGCAGUCGAAUGGCUGGUGUCGAAUGACAGAACGGGGCAGUGGGGAGCAGCAUCGUUUUCAGAGAAUCCACGACGUGCCGAACAACUCAGAGAAUUUGCAACCACCGGCCAUGGUCUGUGGCUCGCUAUCAGAGUUGCGGAUGACACGUCCAUGCCAGAUCAAACCCGACUUCCCGAUAGUGACAUCCAAACUCCGAGCGGAGAGGUGCCAGGGGUCAUCGUAGGAGCGCUUGCUCUUGGAGAGAAGAUGCCUUAUGUGACCCAUGUCUCUGAGCCCGAGCUGUACGUGCGGCUGUUAAUCUCUGAUCGACGAUGGGCGGGUAACAAGAUUGGCACACGCCUUUUGGAUCAUGCACGUGAUCUUACCAAAAAGGCUGGUGCCUCAUUACUGCGGGUGGAUUGCUAUGCAGGUGGUGAUGGCAAGUUGGUUCGAUAUUAUGAGUCCCAAGGAUUUGAGCGAUCUGAAACUUUGACCCUGGAAGGUGGCUGGCCUUGUCAAGUGCUUGCUCAACGAUUAGACGGGGUGAAGAAAGAGGAGACACCGUGA
This is a messenger RNA of Penicillium macrosclerotiorum, 681 nucleotides long. RefSeq lists its product as uncharacterized. Gene Ontology annotation, molecular function: acyltransferase activity, transferring groups other than amino-acyl groups. The record is from RefSeq and is a predicted model, not a curated record. Bases 1 to 681 code for a protein of 226 amino acids. NCBI's taxonomy places the organism in Eukaryota, Fungi, Ascomycota, Eurotiomycetes, Eurotiales, Aspergillaceae. The transcript has a single exon.